AUGUCAUACAAAUCGAUUCACGAGCAGUUUGUAAGCGGAUUGAAUGGAACUACUCUGUCGGAAGUUUCUGUUCAAACGGCCUUUGGUGCUGCUUCCAUUUUUCUGCGAGACACAAGUUUUCUUUUGUUUGGUGUACAUUCUUCCAAAAUAGAUUGUUGGUUCCAGCUAGCACUUGACUUCACACUACUUGUUGUUCCUGUGCUGUUGGCACAGACCGUCCUCAGUGAUGUGUCAACCCAGCUCCUCAUUGCUCUGUGUGUAUGUAGUCUCCUCACCAUCCCAGCGUGCAUCAAACAGUUCUAUAAAAAUGUCAACAAUUCCAACCAACUGUCUGCCACAAGUUUGCUCUCUACUGAGAUGGGCAUGGUCAGACCUUUCAUAACAAACACACGAUCCUUUGUACUUAUAGCAACAGCCAUUGCCAUUCUGGCUGUUGAUUUUAAAAUCUUCCCACGACGCCUUGCGAAAACUGAGACUUUUGGGUCUGGUUUGAUGGACAUUGGUGUUGGAUUGUUUGUUUUUACAAAUGCUAUUGUUUCGCCAGAAGCUAGAGGUCGGCACACACACAUCAGUUGCUUUGUCAACAAGUGUGUGGCCAUCAUCCAGUCCCUGAAGGCUUCUUUACCUCUGUUAAUCCUUGGACUGGCUCGGAUGCUGGCUGUCAAGGGAGCUAACUACCAGGAACACAUCACAGAAUAUGGGGUUCACUGGAACUUCUUUAUUACUCUUGCUGUUACAAAGGUUUUGUCUACCAUUUUGUUUGUGAUUGUUGAUCCCAUGUGGAGUGGGCCUCUCUCUGUGGUUUUAGCCGUUUUCUACCAAUACUGGCUGUCCACUUGUGGUCUGUCGCAGUACAUCCAGCUUGGUCUUGAUGGUAGGGGAGGACGGUCGGGACUCAUUGAUGCCAACCGAGAAGGAAUCUACUCUUGUGUUGGAUACUUGGCAAUCUAUUUGGCUGGUGUACUGACAGGAAGGUUUUUGUUUAAGAAGAGAACAAAGCUGUGUGAUUGGUUGUGGUUCUUUGUAACCUUGACUACCAUAUCAACAAUACUGUGGUGUUUACUGUCUUACUGUGUGACAGCAGUGCAGCCAAUCUCCAGAAGGAUGGCUAACACUACUUAUGUGAUGUGGAUUGUUGCACUUGGAAUCUUUCUCGUGUGUACGUUUCUGCUGGAAGAUUUGAUUAUCACAGGUUUGAAGUCCAUAGUCCAGUUUCAAAGGUCAGACAAGGAGCAGAAGCAGCAAGGUCUCCUGGCAGCAGUCACCUUCAAUGGUCUGCUCUACUUCCUGCUAGCAAACAUAUUCACAGGAGUGAUCAAUAUGACGGUUUCCACAAUCUACGCAUCACCUACUACAGCAUUCGGCAUCAUUGUCAUCUACAUGUUCGUUUUGUCAGCUAUAGUCAUGACUUUGUUUAGAAGAAAUAUUUCAACAAAAUGUUGGUGAAAGAAACAUUAUUUCAUAAAAUGCUUUCAAAAGUAUACAUUCCUUGGUGUCAACAAUUUCAGCAUCUGCAACAGUAUUGUUGUCAUUUCUGUCUGUGAUACAAUAUUAUUAUUUAGUAAUAAAAUGUAUGAAAUUAA
This is a messenger RNA of Gigantopelta aegis, 1583 nucleotides long. Its product is annotated as phosphatidylinositol-glycan biosynthesis class W protein-like. Gene Ontology annotation, biological process: protein localization to plasma membrane; GPI anchor biosynthetic process. NCBI's taxonomy places the organism in Eukaryota, Metazoa, Mollusca, Gastropoda, Neomphalida, Peltospiridae. The record is from RefSeq and is a predicted model, not a curated record. The transcript has 7 exons. Gene Ontology annotation, cellular component: endoplasmic reticulum; membrane. Gene Ontology annotation, molecular function: glucosaminyl-phosphatidylinositol O-acyltransferase activity. The coding region runs from base 1 to 1446 and encodes 481 amino acids.